AUGGCCGAAUUCUGGGCUUCGACUGGCGGCGGUGAUAUGGCUGGAAACCCUAAUCUAGAGUGGAUUGAGAGUGGGUCGAGCCUGGGUCUGGCUGGAUUGCUGGCUUGGUUGUUUGUGGUGGGUGGGCUUGAGCCUACUUUAUGGGUGAGUGGACUACUGGUUCUGGUAUAUGUUGAUGCUGUGGUUGCUGGAUACAAUCUGCUGCGACUGAUUGCCAAGUUUCCAAUGUCAGCUGGCUUAGUCAAAGAAAAUCCAAAAGGGUCCAAUGUAUACGUAGCUUGGCUUUCUCUCUUGCUCGAUCAGAUAGCCGUAUAUGUGGCGUUUGGGGCAAACUCAGCUGCGUUUCAGGCUGCACUGGUAGCACUGAAAGGUAUACCAGAAUUCCAGUGGAUGAAGUUGUGCAACAAAUACUCCAGAUUCUGCUUUCAAAUCGGUGGAGCUUUGUCAUGUGGAUACUUAGCAUGUCUCCUUAUGAUUCUCAUAUCUUUCAUCACUGCCUUUAAGCUGUUUAGGCUUUACUCACCCAAGAAAUUGUUUGUGUUAAAGAGCAUAUCAGGGUGAGACCAAUAUCUGCAUAUCCAUGUAGUUUAUGUCGUGGAAAAAAAUUAAUUUUAUGCUAUCAGCUGGUUGACCUUCAUAUAUAUUUUGAAUAAUUACAGGAGUAAUACAAGGAUGGAAGGAGAUUAUAG
This is a messenger RNA of Fragaria vesca subsp. vesca, 689 nucleotides long. Its product is annotated as CASP-like protein POPTRDRAFT_578614-like. The record is from RefSeq and is a predicted model, not a curated record. The coding region runs from base 1 to 561 and encodes 186 amino acids. The transcript has 3 exons. NCBI's taxonomy places the organism in Eukaryota, Viridiplantae, Streptophyta, Magnoliopsida, Rosales, Rosaceae.